This is a messenger RNA of Leptonychotes weddellii (Weddell seal), 2097 nucleotides long. NCBI's taxonomy places the organism in Eukaryota, Metazoa, Chordata, Mammalia, Carnivora, Phocidae. The record is from RefSeq and is a predicted model, not a curated record.
CCUGCUACUGCUAAGCAGCCCCAGCCUCCACCUGUGCCUUCUCCCUGGUCCUGCAAACAAUCCCAAGCACUGGUUCCUGGGUUUCUUAGACACACGUUUGUAGCUCGUAGAGUAGCUGCCCCCUCCCACCAAAGGCAGCAUGCACUUCACCAGCAUUUCUUGCUUUCAGGUUGUAGGCGUGGUGCGGAGGAUGAGGAGGCACCCGAGCAGAAGGUUUCUGUACAAGGCGUGUCCCAGGUCAGGACUUCCAAGGCAGUCGUGUCUCCCCAGAAGGCCCAUCCUCGUGAGGUGUGUGGCCACGACUUGAGAGACAUUUUGCUCUCCACCGAGCACCAGGCAACACUUUGUGGACAGAACCUCUACAAGACUGGGGCAUGUGAGAAACAGUUGUGUUUUGAUGCAAACCUUCGGCACCAGAAGGAGCACAUUGGAGAGAAAUGCUUCAGAAGCAACACGGGCAGAGCUUCUUUUGUGAAGGACUACAAAUUGUGUGUGUCAGGGAAACCCUUUUCCUGCGGGGAGGUUGUCAGGGACAUCUUGGCCACCUCGAGAUUCUUCCAGCAGCAGGCCACACACAGCAGGGAGAAGUCAUACAGGACGACGGAGUAUGGGGCAUCCUCUCGUGGAAGGAGAGCGCAAUGCAACUGGGGAGAAGGCACAGAGGACUUCACUUGCAAACACACACUUGUUCACCACCAGAGAGACCUCGCUAGAGAGAGAUGCUUCACGUGCAGUGAAUGUGGGAAAUCUUUUAGCAAAAGCUACAGCCUCAGUGACCACUGGAGAGUGCACACUGGGGAAAAGCCUUAUGAGUGUGGGGAAUGUGGGAAGUCCUUCAGGCAGAGCUCUAGCCUCAUUCAGCACCGGAGAGUUCACACUGGAGCAAGGCCUCACGAGUGUGACGAAUGUGGCAAAUUAUUUAGUAACAAGUCUAACCUCAUUAAACAUCAGAGAAUUCACACUGGAGAACGGCCGUAUGAGUGCAGUGAAUGUGGGAAAUCCUUCAGCGAAAGCUCUGCGCUCCUCCAACACCGCAGUGUUCACACUGGAGAAAGGCCUUAUGAGUGCAGUGAAUGUGGGAAAUUCUUUACCUACCACUCCAGUCUCAUAAAACACCAGAGAGUUCACUCGGGAUCAAGGCCCUAUGAGUGCAGUGAAUGUGGAAAAUCCUUUACUCAAAACUCCAGCCUCAUUGAACACCGUAGAGUUCAUAGUGGAGAAAGGCCUUAUAAGUGCAGCGAAUGUGAGAAAUCUUUUAGCCAAAGCUCCGCGCUGCUUCAACAUCGGAGAGUUCACACUGGAGAAAGGCCUUAUGAGUGCAGCGAAUGUGGGAAAUUCUUUACUUACAGUUCCAGUCUCCUCAAACACCAGAGAGUACAUACUGGAUCAAGGCCUUAUGAGUGCAGUGAAUGUGGGAAAUCCUUUACUCAAAACUCCAGUCUCAUUAAACACAGGAGAAUUCACACUGGAGAAAGACCUUACGAGUGCAGCGAAUGUGGGAAAUCCUUUAGCCACAGUUCUAGCCUCAUUAAGCACCGAAAAGUGCACUCUGGAGAAAGGCUUUAGGAGGACAGUGACUUUGGGAAACGCUCACCUCUGUCUUCCAUUUCAAUGACCAUUCACAUAUUCACACUGAAACAAAAAAACUUUAUGAGUAUUUGAACGUGGGAUGUUCUUUACCUAUGAGUCCAAGCUCCUAAAACACCACAGUGUCUCCGUAGAUGAAGGCCUGUGAAUGUGAAGAAUGUGGGAAAUGGCUAACCAAAGGCUAGCCCCAUUGCUCUCCAGAGAACUCACGGUAGUGAAAGGCCUUACAGAUGCAGUGAAUAUGAGAAAGCCUUCAUCUGAAGGACUUUACCUCAUAGGACUUCACAAAUUUCAAAUGGGAGAACUACCUUAAAUGUGCAGGUAUUUAAUUGAUGAAUGUAACCACACGGGAGGAGAUCCCUUAGGAAGGUGCCAUCUGCCUGUGUUGAAGCUCAUACAUUCAAACAUCUGCAUAAAUCCCAGGUACGUGGUAGCUGCCUUGCAGUCUUUGAACCCGCCCAGGGGCCAUACCUCAGUGUCAGGGCAAUUGCUGGAUCACUAAUGAAUAGC